AUGGAGUUCUUAAUACCAGACGAAUUUGAUGAAUUUGACGAAUUUUUAUUUGACUCCCUUUUCAAAGGCGCGCUCGUUGGGGAGAUCGAAUUCGAUCAAGCCGAUAUUUUGCAGUGCGACCGCGCCGAAUUUGAGCAUGCCCUAGCCGCGCCUACCGCCGACCAGUUAGGGCCCCCCUCCUUCCUCCCCGAGCCAGCCGAAGCCUGUAUUCCCGGCCUGCCUGCCCCGAAGCCACUUAUUGUCAUACCGCCGGGUCUGGAGGAUGUGCAAACGCGGUUUUUUCGUGGCCAGGAAACCAUCACUUUUUCCGCCCAAGAAGACGCGCUUUACUGUCCAUUCCUAAACAAUAUUUACACGCCGGCCAGUAAGGAAUAUACGCACGUCAAGACAGCGAAGUAUCACGGCCUUUUCGAUGCCGCCUUCAUCACGCCGAGCCAAAGAUUUUCAAGGGAAGAACGACAGGCGAAACAGCGCCUGCCGGCAACGGCUCGGCACGAAGGCAUCGCGACCUAG
Messenger RNA from Lasiosphaeria miniovina, 513 nucleotides. RefSeq lists its product as uncharacterized. Bases 1 to 513 code for a protein of 170 amino acids. Lineage: Eukaryota; Fungi; Ascomycota; Sordariomycetes; Sordariales; Lasiosphaeriaceae. The record is from RefSeq and is a predicted model, not a curated record. The transcript has 2 exons.